Haliotis rufescens (red abalone) is the source of this 2523-nucleotide messenger RNA. RefSeq names its product ankyrin repeat and KH domain-containing protein 1-like. The record is from RefSeq and is a predicted model, not a curated record. The transcript is spliced from 10 exons. Bases 90 to 2351 code for a protein of 753 amino acids. Gene Ontology annotation, molecular function: protein binding. NCBI's taxonomy places the organism in Eukaryota, Metazoa, Mollusca, Gastropoda, Lepetellida, Haliotidae.
UUCCGUUCCAAUAACGAAAGUAGAUUUUUAGCCGAACAGGAGGAGGACAUGUUUGCAAUUCGUGCUAUGAUGUCAGCAAUGAAUGAGAGAUGCUGAAGUACAGCCUGCUUGUCCUAAUCCUUGCCAUCCAAGGACAGGGUGAAGAAUGUCCCCUGGGUAAAUAUGGUAAAAACUGUGAUGAAACGUGCAGCGCCAACUGUGCCCCUUCUUCUACUGAUGAAUCUGUGUACUGUGACAAACUGACUGGACGGUGUUCGGAAGGAUGCAAGAGCGGCUGGCAUGGGGACCGAUGUAAUCACCAGUGUAGCAAGAACUGCCUCAACAAUGUCUGCAACGUACAAAAUGGAGCUUGCAGUAAAUGUAAAGAACACUUUUCAGGGGAUUAUUGUGAGACAGCCAUCCAAGGACAGGGUGAAGAAUGUCCCCAGGGUAAAUAUGGUGCAUCCUGUGAUGAAACGUGCAGCGCCAACUGUGCCCCUUCUCCUGACAAGUCAGUCCACUGUCACAAACUGACUGGAAAGUGUUCAGAAGGAUGCAAUAGAGGCUGGCAUGGGGACCGAUGUAAGCAGCCAUGUAGCAAGAACUGCCUCAACAAUGUCUGUAACGUACAAAAUGGAGCUUGCAGUAAAUGUAAAGAACACUUUUCAGGGGAUGAUUGUGAGACAGGUACCACCCCACCACCUAACCUGGCUGCAAUACUGACCCCUGUGAUUUUGAUCCUGGCAGUCAUUGCAGUCUUGGCAGCCAUUGGAGUCAUUGUGUAUAAGAGGAAAUCAAAAAAGCCCCAAAAACAUGUUGAUACUGAAGGACAUGAAGGAGAGCCACUUAACCCUCCUCCAGAGGAGACCAGCAUCUUAGCCACAGUACAUUCAGCACCUGAAGGACAGGAAGGUGAUUCACCCGACCCUCCUCGAGGGGAUCCUGACACCUCAGCCCAAGAAAAUGUAGAAACUGAACUGCAGGAACAGGAUUCAUUGCACCCCCAUCAAGUGGAGCUUGACACACAAGUAAUACCAACAUUAAGAAGUGCAGAAGAGACCUGGAUUACACGAUUUGUUCGUGAUGGUCGGGUGGACAUCAUGAGAAGAGACUGGCCAGACAGGCCUCCAGAGAUAAUGUUAGUAUGGAUAAAACAAUUCGAACAAGAUGAUGAUGUGACACUAACUGAGAGUUUCAGAAAACUGCUGAAUCACAUCGUCGAGGCUGUCCUCAAUGUUGGAGAUAUCAUUACAGUGAAGGCAGUGCUUUUAAAUGACAGUGUUGACAUUAAUAUUAGACUAAAGAGGGGAAGAACUCCACUGAUGGUGGUAGCAAGGCAUGGACACAAAAAAGUGUUUGACUUACUUGUGAGUAAACGAGUAGAUGUGUCACUGGUCGAUGAUGAUGGCAACAACAUUCUUCAUCUGGCAUGUCAGGGAGGGCAUGUUGAUAUUGUGAAGAGUAUCCUUUCAAAGGACAUGCAGAACAUCAACAGUAAAGGACAGUAUGGGAGGAGUGCAGUGAUGGAGGCAGCAUGGCGUGGAGAUAAAGACUUGUUUGACGUUCUUGUCAGGGGAGGAGCUGACUUAUCUCUUGUGGAUGAUUUAGGUAACACCAUCCUCCAUCUUGCUUGCAUUGGGAAAAAUGAGGAAAUUGUACAGGAUAUCAUCUCAAGGAAUAUUGUGGACAUCAACACUAGAGGGCAACAUGGCAGGACAUCGGUGAUGGAAGCAACAUACUGGGGCAUGCGAAACAUUGACUUCCUUGUGAGUAACGGUGCUGAUUUAUCAAUAGUGGAUAAUAGUGGUAACACUAUCCUUCAUGUGGCCUGUAGUGGAGGACUUUUGGACAUGGUAAAGUAUGUCCUUUCAAAGAAAAUUGAGUUCAUCAACGAAAUAUCAGAUGGUGGGAAGACACCAGUGAUUGAGGCAGCUUUUAGGGGAAAUUUGGAAAUGUUCAGACAUCUUGUGGAAAGUGGAGGUAAUCCCCGAGUAACUGAUGCUGACGGUAACACUGGACUUCAUGUGGCCUCCAAGAGAGGACAUUUGGACAUAGUGAAGUAUAACCUAUCAGAACAGUUUGUAAACAUUGAUGAUGGAGGAUGUGGCAAGAGGACCCCUAUAAUGAUGGCAGCAGAGAAGGGACAUACAGAAGUUUUGAAACAUCUUGUCAGUGAAAAGGCUGAUUUAGGUCUUCAGGAUGAGGGUGGUAACAACAUCCUUCACAUUGCUUGUAUGUGGGGCCAUCUGGAGAUAGUGAAGUAUGUUCUCUCUCUAAAUGUGAUCGAUAUCCAUGUUUUGAACAAAAGAGAUCAAACAGCAAAAGAGGCAGCAAAACGUUGGGGACGUAGCUCAGUCUAUGACCUUUUUUAGAGCUGGUGUGUCAAACACCUUGGAACAAUGUUAUUGUGUUGAUAUGACUAUAAUGCAAAUGGCUUCAGAUGGAAAGGUCAAUUGAAAUUAGGAUUGACUGACCACUGAUCAUGUCCACUCGUCCUAUCGGCAAUGUCCUUUUGGGGGAAAUUGGAUGAACAUCCUCACUAUG